CGAUUAGGAAUCGAAUCGUUACACGCCCACUGCCGUUGCAGGUAAGGGGCAUGAGGAUCAAUUUGCCGCGUCUCUCUUUAUCGUCGGAACCGGGUGAACGAUGGGACGCAAGAAAGCAGGGAACAAGAGGCCACCGCAGCAGAUGAGCACGAGGGAGCGGCUGCAGUAUAAGGUGAAACAGAAGGGCAGGGAGAGAGACGAGAGCAGCAAGUACACGGCGGAGCAGCUGCUGGAAAAGGCGGGCGAGUGUGCCGACAGCUGCAAUGUGGAGCUGGCCGCCAUGUUCUGCCAACGAGCGCUGGAGAUGGAGCCCGACCAUUUGCAGGGGCUGGACAUGGCAGGCAGCCUCCAGGCCGAGCUAGGCAACGUGGACAAGGCGCAACGCUGCCUCCUGCGUGCCGUGGAGUUGAGUCCUGACGAGGGCCACGCCAAGUACAUGUACCUGGGCCAGCUGAGCGCCGGCGCAGAUGCCGUCGCCUUCUUCAGCAAGGGUGUGGAGAUCAUGGCACGCGCGCUGCAGGCGCAGCCCGCACAGGCUGCUGCUGCCAGCCCGGAUUAUGGAGCCGAGGUCACUCCCAGGGACGUGUCUGCUGCUUACUGCUCCAUCGCUGAGAUUUAUCUCACAGACCUGUGCAUGGAGGAGGGGUCGUCCGAACGGUGCAAGCAGACUCUGGGACAGGCCCUGGAGGCUGACUCCAGCAACCCCGAGGCCCUGCAGCUCAUGGCCAGCUACCUCUUCAGCACCGAGCAGCCACAGGAAGGGAAGGUUUACCUCCUGCAGUCUCUCUCUGCCUGGCUGCCCAGCCGGCAGCAAGGCCAAGAAGCAGAGAACCGGACAGAGGCACCAGACGAUACCACGGAGAUGCUGGCUCAAAUCCCUCCCUAUGAGAGCAGAAUAUCAACAGCGAAACUCCUCUCCGAGGUUGAAGAGUAUGAGUUGGCGUCCGACGUGCUGGAGGGCUUGCUGGAGGAGGACGACGAGGUUGUGCAGGUGUGGUACCUGCUGGGGUGGGUGAGCUACCUGCAGGCCAAGUGUGCGCCUCCAGAUGAGGCCGCGGGACAACAGGACUCGGCCAGGACGUGUCUGCACAAGGCCAAGAAGCUUGCCGCCAAACUGGGGUGCGACGACGAGGCUAUGAUGGCCCACGUGGAGGAGCUCAUGGCGGAGCUGGGGCCCGGCGACGGACCCCCAGACAGCGAGGACGAUGACGCGGCGCCCAUGGAGGACGGUGUCGAUGAUGAUGAGGAACUGCUGCAGAGCAGCGAUGAUGAGGAGGAGGUGACCAAGGAAGAUGAGCACAUGGAACAGUGAACCUGGGGAGAUGGAACAUGGGGGCUUGGCUUGGCAGUCUGAGCGAACUUUCUGAAGUGGAAGAAUUGUGUAUCUGUUUGGCUCGCCUUUGGUAUAAAGCAACUCUGAUAUAUUUCAUAAGAGGAGUGGUUUUCCAAGCCGUACCUCUGCUGUACCGUUUGUAAAUAUGAAUGAUCUGCACUGCAUGAACAGGUGUUUGUACAUGUUUAAUGGUGAUUGGCAUCCAUAUGGAACAUUUUUAUAAGCUAGGUUCAUUUUGAUGCGUAAUUAUAUGAUCUUUGUUGAUAUGUUUUUAAUUGUUAUUUUUACUUAUCUUAUACUAGCGAUAAGUACCCGGCGUUGUCUGCACUAUUAAGCAGGAAUUUCAAGAAUAGUUUCUAUGCAUGUGUGCUUGUGGCAUGGUCAAAAGAAUUGGUUCCACCUGAUGUUUUCAUUUCGUUAUGAAACAGAAUGUUGCUGUUUAUGAAUUGUACAGCUUUGGGGCAUCUGUGAAAAAAAGCUUCAUCGCUCUUAGGAUUCCUCCGGUAUAAAUAAAUACUCUGAAUUUGGGGACGUCGAUGUAGUAGGAAGAAGAGGGGUAAGUGACGAGCACAUUAGUAGCAGAGAACUGGUGGGGAGUGUAAGCGGAUUUUGGUAGCUGGAGAGGAGCCAAGGCCCAGAGGGAAGAUGUGAGGCGUGUAAGACGAUUGGGGGAGAUGGUCUCAAAAGUAAAACAAAGUAAUACUGUUUCGGACUUUAAUUUGCGUUCUUUAUUUUGCUUAGGCGUGCAACUCCGUUAAUGUUUAACGUCAAGAUUAUUGCCUCUCGUGCGGACAUGACACCUGCAGCAGCUGUGUUGGAUGACUCCUGUGCCGUGCACUAUAUCCGAUUUCAAUUUUCAUUUUUCCUAAAGUGUUAGCUUUGUUUCAAUAAAGUUUCAGUUGUAUUUAAAA
This is a messenger RNA of Lethenteron reissneri (Far Eastern brook lamprey), 2244 nucleotides long. RefSeq lists its product as uncharacterized. Gene Ontology annotation, molecular function: phosphatidylinositol binding; protein binding. Gene Ontology annotation, cellular component: membrane. NCBI's taxonomy places the organism in Eukaryota, Metazoa, Chordata, Hyperoartia, Petromyzontiformes, Petromyzontidae. Gene Ontology annotation, biological process: determination of ventral identity. The record is from RefSeq and is a predicted model, not a curated record.